Papaver somniferum (opium poppy) is the source of this 750-nucleotide messenger RNA. RefSeq lists its product as uncharacterized. The transcript has a single exon. Bases 1 to 750 code for a protein of 249 amino acids. The record is from RefSeq and is a predicted model, not a curated record. NCBI's taxonomy places the organism in Eukaryota, Viridiplantae, Streptophyta, Magnoliopsida, Ranunculales, Papaveraceae.
AUGGCAGAGAUCAAGCAGCUGAAGGCCAAGCAAGGAGGUGGAAGAUUAGAGGAAGUCAUGAUAGAAGCUAAUACUACUCCUCUAGUCCCAAGAUUAUCCAAAGCUGAAAUCCCUAAGAAAUGUCCGAUCCCAGCAUUUGAAUGCUACGAUGGAUCCAGCGAUCCCGCGGCCCAUCUUCGGUAUUACAAUCGUAUGUUGGCUCGAUGGGAUCAGGACGACGUGGUCCUCUAUAGAUAUUUCCCUUCGAUCUUGAAGGGAUCGGCUCUGUCCUGGUUUGAUAACCUACCUCCCAACUCCAUCGGAUCGAAUGAGCAACUCACCGAAAAGUUUUUAAGAACUUACGUGUAUAACAAGGUCGUCCACGUUGGGAUGGACAAGUUAUUCUCAUUAGACAUCAGAUACAAGGAGACGACCAGGGAAUACACGGAUAGAUGGCAUAAGAUAUGCCAGGCUGUAGGGAAUGUGUACCCAGUGGUCAGCAUUAACUUCUACAAGUGGGGUUUAGACAGGAUGAGCCUGUUGUUUGUCGAGAUUCAUGGGAGUGUACCCACGACGGAAGGGGAUCUUCGAGUAAUCAUCGAAAAACACGCCAGGUUGGAAGAAAUCCAACGAGAAAAUCUGAGGGUCCAUGCUCAAAGAUCUCAUCGAACUCACUUCACAGAGCAGGCCAGUGGAUCGAAAAGAAGUUCGAUUGAACGCCCAUACGAAACGAUGAUCGAAGGUUCGAAGAUCGAGUCUACACGAAGCUAA